Cricetulus griseus (Chinese hamster) is the source of this 593-nucleotide messenger RNA. Lineage: Eukaryota; Metazoa; Chordata; Mammalia; Rodentia; Cricetidae. The record is from RefSeq and is a predicted model, not a curated record.
CUGAUUGGCUGCAGGCGCUCGCCCGAGCUCUGUCGGAACGCAAGGGCAGUGCUUUUAAAGGAGCUAGCUGCCUUGUGCGCUCUAGAACUUUAGUGCUACCUGCCUGUACUUGCUCCCGCGCUUUCGAGAUCCAGGUCACCUCGCCAGAAAUGUCUCAGGCUGAAUUUGACAAAGCUGCUGAGGAGGUGAAGCGCCUCAAGACCCAGCCAACUGAUGAAGAGAUGCUCUUCAUCUACAGCCACUUUAAACAAGCCACUGUAGGUGAUGUAAAUACAGAUCGGCCCGGGCUUUUGGACCUCAAAGGCAAGGCCAAGUGGGAUUCCUGGAAUAAACUUAAAGGAACUUCCAAGGAAAGUGCCAUGAAAACCUAUGUGGAGAAAGUGGAAGAGCUGAAGAAGAAAUACGGAAUAUAAUAAGCCAGAUUUGGUGGCCAGCCGCACAUGUGACCCAUGAGACCCAUGAGGACAUAAUGCCUUGUUUUUUUCUAAUGUAGAUAAUAUGGUUCUGAUAAAUUAGAGCCAGAAUUAAUCGCUGAUCCUCCUCCCUGUGUAGUUUUUACUUGAAAAAUCAAUUAAAAGUACAUUUGUUACUUU